Staurois parvus is the source of this 918-nucleotide messenger RNA. NCBI's taxonomy places the organism in Eukaryota, Metazoa, Chordata, Amphibia, Anura, Ranidae. The record is from the annotation of a GenBank genome assembly.
AUGUAUUAUCGUAGACAAAAGAAGCAGCAGAAUAUAUUGGCUGUGCAUUUUUAUCAUGAGAAUCUGAUACAGCAAUAUUUCUCAGUCUGGGUCCACAUCUUUGAUGAAGUGAAAAAGAUGCAGGCUGUCAAAGAACACUGUGAUUUCCUGGCCCGUCGAUGUGUUCUUAGAAGAGCUUUUACUCACUGGAAGCAUUAUAUGCUGAUUGCCUCUGAAGAAGUACAUUUGCUUAAUCUGGCCCAGGACCAUUAUAGAUUACACCUAAUGGAUGUUGGUUUUCAUGCUCUAAAGAAAAACGUAUUUCUUAUACACACUUCACAGAAGAGAGAGGAGCAAGCUAGCCAUCAAUACCAAAUUUGGUUGCUGCGUAGAUUCUGGACUCUAUGGCAAUAUCAUCUGGAGCAGAAGGAGGAAGAGAGACUUGGCUCCCUUAUAAUGGCAGCACAUUCUCACUGCAGAUUGUUGUUGUUACAGAAAUACUUCAGUGCCUGGUUCCAGUACAUUCGGCAGCACAAGUUCAAAAAGGUGCUGGUCACCACAGCAGAGAGCCAUUAUGCCAAGUGCCUAUUACCUCGCUGCUUCCACGCAUGGAGGACAUGUGCAUACUUACAUCAGAAGGACAGAAAAAUGGAAGAUCAAGCCAUCGAGUUUCACAGGUCUUGUGUACAAAGGAGAGUGCUUUCUACCUGGUGUGAAAAACUGAGCCAUCAGAAGGAGACUCGCUUGGCUGAGAGAAUGGCUAUAUUGCAAUAUAACUGGCGGCUGCUGGAGCAGUACUGGAGCUCGUGGAAAAGGCGUCUGACAGCUGUUCAGGCAGAGCAUGAUUUGGAUGUCUUGGCUUCUGAGCACUGUUGGAGACGGCAGCUGAUGCAUGUGUUACACGCAUGGAAGGAAUAUGUACAAGAAAUGAAAGCAGAG